This is a messenger RNA of Fusarium sp. VM40, 1464 nucleotides long. NCBI's taxonomy places the organism in Eukaryota, Fungi, Ascomycota, Sordariomycetes, Hypocreales, Nectriaceae. The record is from the annotation of a GenBank genome assembly.
AUGUCUAACAAUCCUAUCUCCACAAACAUUGGCGAGACCACCACCGGGACUGAUGUUGUUCCCCUAAUUGUUGACGGCAACGAAAUCUUCCCCCCUGACACCUUUGAUGUAGUCAACCCAAGUACAGGAUUCGUUACACAUAAAGGCUCCGACGCACAGAUCUCCCAUGCAAAGGCGGCUCUGUCUGCCGCAGAAAGGGCUUUUGGAACAUGGAGUCAGACGACACCUUCACAUCGUCGAGAUAUUUUCCUCGCUGCCGCCAGUAUUGUCGAGAAGCGAUCAUCUGAGUUGGUGGGCUACAUGAUUUGUGAAACAGGCAGCGACGAGGGCUGGGCUCGUUUCAACAUUCAGUUAGCUAAGGAGUGCCUCGUUGACUGUGCAGGUAGAAUCGCUUCUAUUGAAGGCAGGAUACCUCAUUCGAGUGACCCAACGACUGGUGCUCUUGUCAUCAAGGAGCCCUACGGAGUCAUCCUCGCUAUGGCCCCCUGGAACGCCCCUUAUGCAUUAGGCUUCAGGGCCGUUGUGUGGGCAAUUGCUGCGGGCAACACUGUCGUCUUCAAAGGCUCCGAACUGAGUCCUCGCUCACUUUGGGCUGUUGCUUCAGUCCUUCAAGAAGCAGGAUUACCCAACGGUGUAAUCAACUUCCUCACCUGCAGUCUUCAGAAUGCCCCAGACCUUGCCAAAACUCUGAUCAGUCACCCAGCCACUAAGAAGAUCAACUUCACCGGCAGCACAGCGGUGGGUCGUAUUAUCGCACAGCUAGCAGGAGCAAACCUUAAGCCCAUUCUCCUCGAGUUAGGCGGGAAAGCACCUGCAAUUGUAUGCGAAGACGCCGACCUCGACGUCGCGGCUAAGCAUUGUGCUUUGGGAGCUUUUAUGUUUGCAGGACAGAUCUGCAUGAGCACUGAGCGUAUCCUUGUUCAUCAAUCUAUUCGCCUGGAAUUUGAGGAUAAACUCAAGAGCUGGACAUCCAAGCUUUUCUCCCCGGAUAAUGACAGUCCUGUCCUUAUUAACGACCGAGCAGUGGUCAAGAGUCGUGGUUUAGUGAGUGGAGCCUUGGCCCAGGGCGCCUCACUUGUCUGUGGCGACAUAAACAUCACUGAGUCGACCAACACACGACUACGACCUAUUAUUAUCGGCAAUGUCAAGCCUGGCAUGGAAAUCUAUAUGACCGAGUCUUUUGGGCCAACAGUUUCUGUCAUCGAAUUCGAGAGAGAAGAGGAUGCUCUCGCGAUUGCAAACGAUACUGAAUAUGGCCUCUCAUCGGCCAUUUUCUCUCGAGACUUGCGAAGAGCUUUAAAGCUCGCCAAGGGGAUAGAGACAGGAGCUGUCCAUAUCAACCGAAUGACAGUCCAUGAUGAAUCAGCCUUGCCGCAUGGCGGUGCCAAGUCUAGCGGCUUUGGGAGGUUCAACGCAGGCAUGGAGGAAUGGGUCCGAACCAAGAACAUCACGUAUGAUUUAUAG